AUGGCCUCCACACCCUCAACAAUCCUCCUCCUAGGAACAUGCGACACCAAACUCCCAGAACUUCUCUACACAAAAGCAGCCAUAGAAUCCCAAACCGAUCCCAACACUAACAAAAGACUACAAGUCCACUUAAUGGAUAUCGGCCACACCCAAACAACCCACGACUCCAUAACAACAACCCAGCAAGACCUCCUCACACCUUCCAACAACACCAACACUAGAAUUCCCGAUCUAUCAACCCUUUCACGAGCAGAAUACAUAAAGGCCCUAACACCCCACGCCAUAUCCCUAACCUCAAACCUCUACAAAUCUCACCAAAUCCACGGAAUCCUAGCGAUAGGCGGAUCCUGCGGCACAGCCCUAGCAAGCGCCGUAAUGCGCGACGCCCUACCAGUAGGAUUCCCAAAGCUAAUGGUCUCAACAAUGGCAUCCGGAGAUGUUGCGCCGUAUAUCGGCGAAACAGAUAUCUGCAUGAUGUAUAGUGUUGUUGACAUUGCGGGUACGAAUCGGGUUCUUGGGACUGUUCUUGAGAAUGCGGCUAUGGCUAUUGGGGGGAUGGGGGUUGGGUAUUUACGACGAUCUCUGGCUGAACAGGAACAGAGGGAGAAAGAUGGGGAUGCGGGUGGGAAGAGGUCUGUUCAAAUCGCCAUUUCGAUGUUUGGUGUUACAACACCUGCCGUUACGCACGCACGUCACCAUCUCGAAUCUAUCCUGCCGGAUUGUGAAGUGUAUGCCUUCCACGCGACUGGAUCUGGAGGACGAGCCAUGGAACGGUUAAUCCGGGAAGGGCGGAUCGAUGCUGUGCUUGAUUUGACCACGACGGAGAUUGCAGAUGAAGUUGUUGGUGGUGUUUUGAGUGCCGGACCUGAAAGACUUUGCGCAGCGACGAAACGUGAAAUUCCUCGAGUUGUUAGUGUUGGUGCGUGUGAUAUGGUUAAUUUUGGGUGCUCUGAUAGUAUUCCUGUUUCGUUCCGAGAGCAGAAGAUGGAGGGUGGUGAGGGGAGGGUUUUUCAUGAGCAUAACGAGACUGUUACUCUUAUGAGGACUACCAAGGAGGAGUGUGUUCAGAUUGGGAGGGUUAUUGCGAGGAAUUUGAAGAGGGAUAAGAGUGGGAAGACAAGGGUUGUUUUGCCAGUUGGCGGAAUAAGUAUGCUUGAUGUUCCUGGGGGCCCGUUUUGGGAUCCUAAGGUUGACGAGGUUUUAUUCUCGACUUUGGAGGAUGAGCUGACAGGGAGUGGUAUUAAGGUCAUGAGGGAUUCUCGGGCGAUUAAUGAUCCUGAGUUUGCGGUUGUUGUUGCUGAUGAACUGAUUAACUUGAUUCAGGGGGAGGGAGUACAUUUAUAG
This is a messenger RNA of Penicillium antarcticum, 1344 nucleotides long. RefSeq names its product Tm-1-like ATP-binding domain-containing protein. Bases 1 to 1344 code for a protein of 447 amino acids. NCBI's taxonomy places the organism in Eukaryota, Fungi, Ascomycota, Eurotiomycetes, Eurotiales, Aspergillaceae. The transcript has a single exon. The record is from RefSeq and is a predicted model, not a curated record.